Musca vetustissima is the source of this 927-nucleotide messenger RNA. RefSeq lists its product as uncharacterized. NCBI's taxonomy places the organism in Eukaryota, Metazoa, Arthropoda, Insecta, Diptera, Muscidae. The transcript has 2 exons. Bases 1 to 927 code for a protein of 308 amino acids. The record is from RefSeq and is a predicted model, not a curated record.
AUGCGUCGAGCAAAGCUAACGGUAACAGUCACCUUUGAACGAAUUGAGGAGUCUGCCAAAUUGAGACCGGCAGUAAAUGCCAAGAAGGCCAAGACAGUUGAAGUAAAAGAACACAACCGCCUCAAUUGUAGCAAAGGCGUUAUUUACAACAACGACCUUCGAGGAAUCCCCGAAGAAGAAAUCUUGAUCGAGUUAAAACAACAAAAUGUUACUGAAGUGAAAAAGAUUUUAAAAAAGGUCAAUGAUUCUCUUAUUGAGACCGGACUUAUUAUUUUAACUUUUUCGUCAGUAAGCCCACCGGAGAGCAUCAACAUAGGUUACGAAAAGUCUGUGAUACGACCAUUUAUACCCAUGCCACUGCGAUGCCGAAAAUGCUUUCGAUAUGGGCAUUCCACAAUUGUAUGCCAAAAUAAUAAAAUCUGCAUUAACUGCGGUGAAGAAGAACAUUUAAACGACGAUGAGGAUUGUGUUAAAGCAACAAAAUGCAUUAACUGCGUGAAAGAGAAUCGGAGUGAAAAUAAUCACUCCGUCCUCAAUAAGAAAUGUCCCGUUUUUCUAAAAUUUAAAGAACUCCAAACAAUAAAAACAGUAGAAAAAGUUGACCACAAAACAGCAUUAGAGAAAUACAAACAACGUCAUCCAAACGACAUCUCUUUUGCUCAAAUAACUCGCAACGUCGUCAAAUACGACGAUACACAACAUAACAAACAUAACAACAACAGAACAGAGAAACACGAGGAGAACAUAACCUAUGAAACACCACCAACAACAUCGAAGUUGAAGAAACCGACAACAGUCACUGUUCUCCCAAAAAAUGCUUCUAAGGGGAUGAGAAAUGAGUUAAAAAAUAAAAUCUCUCCAGCCAAAAACAACAAAAAACUGUGCACUAAGAAUGCAGAUAAUAAUGAAACGGAUAGUGAUGUUUAA